AUGUUGAUGCCAGUCCACUUUCUGCUGCUACUGCUGCUGCUGCUAGGGGCCCCUCGGUCAGGUCUCUCCCAUAAGUUCUACAAAGCUGAGUCUAUCUUCAACUGCAUCAACACAGCCCUGUCUGAGGCCAAGAAGAGCCAAUUGGAUAUUGAACCCCUACUGAGUAAGAGAAGCUUCCACUACCUGCCCAGCCAAGACCCAUCUUCAGGAGCAGCAGAAGAAGAAAAAGAUGAGGACAAGGAGAAAAGGACCUUCCCUGGCUCUGGAAGUAGGGGUGGAACCAGAAGCACCCAUUACAAAUCCAUGUCUCAAACACAGCUCAACGGGAAGAUGUACCAGGACAAGGCCAAGAGUGACCGGCCCACCAAAUUCACUCUGUCCCUCGAUGUCCCCACAAAUAUCAUGAACAUCCUCUUCAACAUCGCCAAGGCCAAGAACUUGCGAGCCAAGGCAGCAGCCAAUGCCCACCUGAUGGCACAGAUUGGGCGGAAGAAGUAG
This is a messenger RNA of Chrysochloris asiatica (Cape golden mole), 498 nucleotides long. RefSeq names its product urocortin 3 (gene UCN3). Bases 1 to 498 code for a protein of 165 amino acids. Lineage: Eukaryota; Metazoa; Chordata; Mammalia; Afrosoricida; Chrysochloridae. Gene Ontology annotation, biological process: digestion; hormone-mediated signaling pathway; adenylate cyclase-activating G protein-coupled receptor signaling pathway. The record is from RefSeq and is a predicted model, not a curated record. The transcript has a single exon. Gene Ontology annotation, cellular component: extracellular region. Gene Ontology annotation, molecular function: corticotropin-releasing hormone receptor 2 binding; hormone activity.